This is a messenger RNA of Sclerotinia sclerotiorum 1980 UF-70, 2172 nucleotides long. RefSeq lists its product as hypothetical. The record is from RefSeq and is a predicted model, not a curated record. The coding region runs from base 1 to 2172 and encodes 723 amino acids. The transcript is spliced from 3 exons. Lineage: Eukaryota; Fungi; Ascomycota; Leotiomycetes; Helotiales; Sclerotiniaceae. Gene Ontology annotation, molecular function: copper ion binding; oxidoreductase activity.
AUGCGUUUUUAUAUCCUUUUGGCCUUGUGCCUUUCAUUUUGCCAAAUUCAGGCGACCCCUACUUUUGGAUUUUUCAAUCCUAUUGCCGCUCUUCAAGCAGAUAUCCUUAAAAUAAUGAAUGAGGUCGAAUGCUUGCUUAGCACAAAAUCUUCUUUUAUCCCCUCGAUUCUUACCCAUGGCAAUCCCAAAGCCGUUACAUCAAACAAGUGUUCACCAACCAAAGCAACGGCCACUAGUGCUGCAGUCAAAACUUCCGUCUCUUCUCUCCAAUCGGUAGCUCUAUCCAAAUGGAGUUCGCUUCAAAGUUUAUUGUCGACAACCACUACACUUCCUCCCAUACUUACCACGAGUGUCACUGCCUCAACGGCUAAAACCGCUUCGAGCACUUCAGGUGUAGUUUCAACUUCGACAACUGCAAAGGCUACAUCCUCAGCUGCAACACCAAGUUCCACAACAGCCCAAGGACCUUCGAUCACUAGCCAAGUUACUUCUUCAGCAGUAUCUUCUGCAACAGUGUCAUCCUCAACCAGCAAGACUGUAAGCUCGAGUAUCACGGUAGGAACUCCAUGUGCAGGUAAUACCGCCGCCGAUAGAUCAAAGUGGUGCGACUAUUCUACCAGCACCGACUACUACAAUGAGGUGCCAAAUACCGGGGUAACUCGCGAGUAUUGGCUCAAUAUUCAAGAUGGUGUCGCUUCACCUGAUGGAAUAUCAAGAUAUGUUCAGACGGUUAAUGGAAGCAUCCCAGGUCCAACUAUUAUUGCUGAUUGGGGUGAUAAUGUCGUGGUACAUGUAACCAACAAUCUAUCUGUCAAUGGUUCAACUAUUCAUUUCCAUGGUAUGCGUCAAAAUUAUACCAAUCAAAAUGACGGAGUGCCUUCAAUUACACAAUGUCCUAUCGCUUUUGGAGCUACUUAUACCUAUAAAUGGAGAGCUACUCAAUAUGGUUCAUCAUGGUAUCAUUCUCACGUGGGACUACAAGCGUGGGAAGGUGUAGCUGGUGGUAUCAUUAUCAAUGGACCUUCCACAGCCAACUAUGACGUUGACAAGGGAACGGUUAUGCUUACUGAUUGGGGUCACACUACCGUUGAUGAGCAAUAUCAAUAUGCUCAGACUGCUGGUCCACCGGUCAUGGAUACAGGUCUUAUAAAUGGUACGAAUGUUUUUGGAGAAGACGGUGCUAGUAACCAGACCGGUUCGCGUUUCUCAACUAGUGUUACAGCAGGCACUUCAUAUCGAUUCCGUCUUGUGAAUAGUGCUAUCGAUACUCACUUUAAGUUCUCGGUUGAUAAUCACAUUUUAACGGUUAUGGCAAAUGAUCUUGUUCCUAUCGUACCUUACCAAACUCAGGUUCUCAACAUUGCUAUCGGCCAACGCUACGAUGUCAUCGUAACCGCAAACCAAGCUUCCGUCGCCUCUGAUUUCUGGAUUCGAGCUAUUCCCCAAGCAUCCUGUUCGGAGAACAACAACCCAAGUAACAUCAAAGGAAUUCUUCACUACGGCAGUUCAACCGGUCUCCCCAAAACCACCGGCUACAACUUCACCGAUGAAUGCGUCGACGAACCCCCCACAUCACUAAUCCCCUUCGUCCCAAAAACCGUAUCCAGCUCCUCCAAAUCCGCCGACGAAGCCGUAACCAUCGCGCAAAACUCCAACAAACUCUUCAAAUGGUACCUCAACAACUCAACCUUCCUAACCGAAUGGGAAGACCCAACUCUCCUCAUGGUCCAAAAAGAAAUCACCACCUUCAGCAGCACCAACAAUCUCAUCCAACUCCCCAACGCACACGAAUGGAUCUACCUAAUAAUCCACUCGCGCAUACCCGUCCCCCAUCCCAUCCACCUCCACGGCCACGAUAUCUACAUCCUCUCUCAACAAUCUUCGCCGUAUGAUGCUAGUACCGCAGUAGCGACAUAUAAUCUUAAUAAUCCGCCUCGAAGAGACGUGGCUAAUUUACCCGCUGGGGGGUAUUUGGUCUUGGCUUUUGAGACGGAUAAUCCCGGGGCGUGGUUGGCGCAUUGUCAUAUUGGGUGGCAUGCUAGUCAGGGGUUUGCGAUGCAGUUUUUGGAGAGGGCGAGUGAGAUUCCGGGGAUUUUGGAUCCUGCGUCGUUGCAGGGGACUUGUGAUCAGUGGAAUGGUAAUCCGGUUCAUCAGGAGGAUUCGGGGAUUUAG